Molecule: messenger RNA, 2351 nt
Organism: Phyllotreta striolata
Lineage: Eukaryota; Metazoa; Arthropoda; Insecta; Coleoptera; Chrysomelidae
Source: the annotation of a GenBank genome assembly
GUGCGCUCUAGCUCUACGGGCGAGAUUACGCACAGACCUCUCACGAACGAUCGAAAAAAACCAACGCUAAAUUAGAGUUUGUAGAUGCAUACAUUCUAAAUUGUUUAAAUUACGUCGACGGUAUUCGAAAUCCGUGCUCCGCUGACCGCGAACGCGAAUUAUUCCACCGGGUUUCGAACGUUGUCGGGCCACCUGAAUACCUUAAUUAUUUCUAUACACGAUACAAAUAAUAUAUCUGGGUUUCGCUUUCGGUGGAAAAUAUGAAAAAGAAAUCGGGCAAACGGGCGAAAUAUAACAAGAGGAAGAGAUUGAUAAUGUUGGGCGAAUACGAGGACGAGUCGUCCUCAUCGGGCGGGGAGCCGACGCCGACGAGAAAAAACAACUACAACCAACAGCAACCGCAAAACGUCCAGAACAAUCCCUCUAUACUAUCGCUGUUGAGGAGCGUUCUGAUCGUGCUGAGCACGGCUCUGGUGUGCUUCGCGGCCGCCAGGAACUCGAUCACUUGGCACUGCCAGCGGUUCUGGGGCGCGUCCGGCCACUUCUGGCAAGCGCAAUGGGACAUAUUCCUGGACAUCGUCGGCGAGGAUCCGUUCACGUUGUGGGUGUACUGCUCGAUGGCCAUCACGUUCUCGGUGUAUUGGUUGUUUGGAGGCAUCUACACUUUCAUGGACGUCACCAACAUGCCUUCUGUGAUUAGAAAAUAUAAAGUCCAGCCUGGAACCAACGAGCCGGUCGACAAUAAGAGAUUGUUACAUGUGAUCUAUAGCGUGCUAUUUAACCAAUUCGUCGUGGGAAUGCCGGUAUCUAUUCUGAUGUAUUGGGCCAUGAAAUGGAGGGGUUACCCAUCGUUGAGGGAAUUACCGACGUUCCAUUGGGUGUUGUUCGAAUUGGCCAUCCACAUUCUGACCGAAGAAGUGGGUUUCUACUAUUCCCAUCGGUUGCUGCACAGCAAAUACUUGUACAAGUACAUCCACAAGCAGCACCACGAAUGGACGUCCCCGAUAGCGGUGACGGCAAUUUAUUGCCACCCGAUCGAGCACAUCUUUUCCAACCUAAUUCCACCGUUUUUGGGGGUGUUUCUGAUGAGCUCCCACAUCGCCACGGCUUGGCUGUGGUUCACUUUGGCCAUUUUGUCCACCCUAAACGCCCAUUCGGGCUACCAUCUGCCGUUCUUCCCGAGCCCCGAGGCGCACGACUUCCACCACUUGAAGUUCAAUAAUUGCUUUGGGGUUUUGGGCGUGUUGGACAGACUGCACGGCACUGAUACCAGUUUCCGCCAGUCGAGGGCGUACAUGCGGCACAUCAUGAUGCUGAGCUUCAUCCCGCCCAGGGAGGCCUACCCGGAGGCCGAUACUUGCAAGCACAAGCUGGGCAAGCAGCGCUAGAGCCGUGUUAUUUUUUUGACAUAAAAUUUCGAAAUACGGCGUGUUAUCGACGAAUUUGUUUGAUGUACAAAAUUAUUGAUUGUCGAAUAAGGAUACUUUAAUUGACACCUAAGUAAUAUAUUAUUUGCGUUAUUUGUGUAUAGAAGGGUCAUACUUCAUACUGUACUGUUAUUAUUUAUUGGGCUGCUUAUAUGGUUUUGUAACGCUUUAAUAAGGGUUGGUAAUGAGACUGAUGAAGAAAGUGAUAGGGUAUAUUUUGAGAGUAUUAUUAUUGCAUCUCUUUGUAGUUUUUAUUUUGGAAUUUUAUGAUGGCAUCUCGGAGUUAGGGUAGUGAUAUUAAACAUAAGUAUAUUUAUGGUUUAUCUAAUAUUAUAUAGACGAUAAUUUGGAUAACUUUACGAUUCUAUUAAAUUUGUAUUGAAUAAUUAUGAUAUAUAUUUAUAAACUAUUCACUUUAGGCGACUAUUGUAGUUGUAUUAAUCUAAUGUACUCGUUUCGUUGGAUUCGAAAUUUUAGUAAUGGUGAUGAAACUCUACGUGUAAUGGAUUAUAAUUAGCAAGGAUAUACAAUAUUCUCAAUGCAAUUUUGGUGCAUUUCUGCAAUGCAUCUAUUUAUAUCACAUUUUUUUUAGAUUCCAAUAAAACUAGCUGUUUCAAAUCUACUUCGUAAUUAGGAUAACUUUUUUUAAUACAAAAUAAGAGCUUACAUAAUAUUACGAAUGAUUUACACCGAUUUAUUGUCUCUUUUACUGUUAUUUAUAUAUCAAUCUAAUCUUGUGGAACUCUAUAAACAAAUGUAAAUUUUAUACGGAUACUCUUUUAACUGGAUGGAUCAAUUUUUUUUUAUUUUCAACGUACAAUUUACGAGUACCACUAAGUUAAUAUGGUUAAAUUAUAAUCAAAAAUAUAGUGAUUUUAAUUGUGAUGAUCGAUUAUUACUAACAAAAAAAAAUGUAGCAAUAAA